CGUGGUGGAAACAAUGGUGGAACACUGAGAUUUGUAAGGAAAGCCAACGUUACACCAUACCCUAGUACAUUCGAUUUAGUUUUAAAUAGUGCCUCUAUUGCGCCCAAUCAUGGCCAAUAAUAAUAUAAUCUUUACACCCUUUUUACCACUGAAGAAGAAACCCGAUCGAGAUUCUGAGUGGAGAAAAUUAAAGGACAAAUCCAGAAAUCGGAUUAAUAUCGGAGAAGCUUUUACCAGAUGGAGGAACCUCAAGGAGGAUAAAUCUAUGCCUACAGAUGCCGAAGUGGCUUUGUUUUUGCUUGACAGGUUAGCUGCCCCCCCUCCACAACCUGCUGCCCCCCCUCCCUCCCCAGAAGAUAUAAUCGUGAACAUCGACUGCCUGCUGCAGCUGUUUCAGCGGUGUGAGCAGUGCAGGCGUGAGAGUGUGAUCCAGACGCAGGGAGACAGGACAUGCCUCUCUGUGACCCAACACUGCCAGAGCUGCAACCACCGCAGGACAUGGGCAAGCAACGCAUCUACUGUCCAGACAAUGCUCAAAGGAAAUGGGGACCAGCCACAGAAUAUUCAGUAGGUUGACAUGCAGGUGGCCCUGCCACCUGAGGACACAGAUGGAGCCUUGCUGUCUGAGAACCGAGAUGGGGACUUGCCAUCGGAGGACAGAGAUGAGAAUCUGGAUCUGACUGGCUCUUUGGAGAUGAGGGUGACUGUAGACCAGCCACCAAGACCAGGAGGAAGUGGCAUGUCCCUGGUGAGGGGGAAAAAUGAGGGGAACAAAGGAACAGAGGAGAGAAAGAAAGUAACUAAGGUGGUGUUGGACAGUGAGAUGGACUGUGCACGAAGCCAGGAGGACAAUGGCCUGUCCUCACAGGAGAAUGAGGAAGGAGAGGAGAGAAAGGGAAAGUUCCUAGGUGGUGAACAACAGGAGAAUGAGGAAGGAGAGGAGAGAAAGGGACAGUUCCUAGGUGGUGAACAACAGGAGAAUGGUGCUGAGCAGCGGGCCUCUAUUGAGGUGACAAUAUACUCUAUAGAGCCUGAGGACUCUGAAAGCCCAACCUCUCAGAUAGACAGAGGAGAGAAGACUGAGGUCGCUGCAGAUGGGUGUGAGGGGGAGGGUGAUGUGUGUGAGAUGGAGGGUGAAGAGACAGAUGAGGAAGAUAGACGGACAGAGAGUGACUCUGAAUUUGACCCAGAAGCUGAGGAAGAGGGACUGCGAGAGAGUGACUCUGAAUUUGACCCAGAAGAGGAGAAACCAACAAGUAGGAGAGGAAGAGGCAGGGGAAGGGGUAGGGGGAAAGGGAGAAGCAGAGGAAGGCAAUUGCAGCAGCCUACAGGAGGGACUGGUUUGGAUGAGUCUGCUGAAGACUCUGAUGGAUCACCUUCAUCAUCACCCCAGAGAGACCAGCAGGACCAGGAGUCGUUCAGCGGUGCUGCUGGAGAACUGGGCUCCGGGGACCUUGUCAGCAUCCGGCAGAAAUUCAAAUACUCUAAAAAACACCACAUGGUCCUCUGUCCUGAAUGUGGCGUCCUGUACACCACCAGGCUGAAACACCAUAAGUGUGAACACAAGUUCAUGGUCCGCUGUCCAGACUGUGGGCAGGGUUGUGCGAGUGAACUGCGCCUCAAGCAACACCGGAGGCUACACCGUCAGGACCUUAAGUUUCCCUGUAAGUUCUGCCUCCAAUCCUUCAGGACGCGGCCGGACAAGCUGACCCACGAGAAGACCCACAGAUUCAAAAGAUUAAAAGGUCACAGAUGCUACAGCUGCUCAGAGUGCCCACUGAGCUUUGACAACAUCCUCAUACGGAAUCGCCAUCUCAGAGAGCACGAGUCCAAGAGACACAUCUGUCACACAUGUUACAAGGAAUUCAACAAGGGUCACCUCCUGGAGAGGCACGCACUGUCCCACAGUGACGACAAGCCCUUCAAGUGCCAGGUGUGCCAGCGUGCCUUUGCCCAGCUCAGCCAGCUGAAGUCCCACCUGCGCGUCCACACUGGGGAGAGGCCCUUCCAAUGCCAGCACUGCGACAAGAGCUUCAACCACAACGUCAGCCUCAAGAACCACAUCAGACGCUACCACAGUCCAGACUCAGGGCUGGACCCUGAUGGAGGCACAGAAGUUGGGGGACAGGGGGGGAGGAGGGAAACAGAUGGCAGGACUGGGCAGGAGGGAGGGGAGGUGAAAUCGAGGAAGCCUCGGCAGCAGGUAGAGCUUACCUUUAUGACUGAGUGGGAGAUGUGGGCAGGAGGAGAGGGAGCAAAGAGAGUGGAGGAGAAACCGAGGAAGAGGAAACGCCAGUGCAAUGAUGAUCCUGUAUUCAUUAGUGCACACUGUAGCAAAACAUUUUUGUAACCGAAAAUGAAAACAAGUGUUUGUUAUUGGACAAGUUCAGGUACUGCCUCUCCAUUUUGGCCCGUUUGCUUCUGAUUUAUUCCUAGUGAAUGACGUUUUUUUUAUUGAACCUUUAUUUAACUAGGCAAGUCAGUUAAGAACAAAUUAUUAUUUACAAUGACGGCCUACCCCAGCCAAACUCUAACGACACUGUGGGACUCCCAAUCAUGGCCGGUUGUGAUACAGCCUGGAAUCGAACCAGGGUCUGUAGUGAUGCCUUUAGCACUGAGAUGCAGUGCCUUAGACCGUUGCUUCACUCGGGAGUCCCAAGACUAAGAGCAGGAAACAUCUCCUGGCACUAGAAUUUGUUAUCCUCAUGUUCUGUCUUUGAACUUAGAACUUUUUGGGAUUCCCAGAACCUGAUUGAAGAAUCUAAAAUAUAUUUAGAUUUGUUAAACUCUAUUUUGGUUACUGCAUGAUUCCAUAUGUGUUAUUUAAUAGUUCUAUUCUACAAUGUAGAAAAUAGUGCAAAUAAAGAAAAACCCUUGAAUUAGUAGUUGUGUCCCAACUUUUGAAUGGUAGUGUACAGUAUCAGUCAGAAGUUUGGACACACCUACACAGUUAUGGUUCAACACAUUGCACAUUAAAUGUGUAACGUUGCCCUAAACUGCCGUUUCUGUACUCUAUAUGGUGUCAUGAUCACCACUGAUCACACCUAGUUUGUGUGAUGUUUCAUAUACGCUAAUGGCAGGUAAUGCACCAGGAUCUAGUUUUGAAUGCACCAGUAUCAGAUUUUUCAACCCAGGUACCUAGCAACAUAUGGGCCUCGGAAAUACUGCACCCCAGCUUAACACUUUGAUCAUUAUUAAAUAUCAUAUUCCAUUAAUGUAAAGCUAAAAAUAUAAGAGAAGUCUCAGUCGGAGUUAGAUAACCAUGGAAGAAUGAAUAAGCAAAGUCGGGUAAAGUAUAAGAAGAUCACCAUUUAACACAUUCACAGUGUCUUUUCCGGGCCUUGGCAGUCAGAUUACUGGGGAAAUGUGACGAGCAGUGCUACAUACAGUGGGGCAAAAAAAUAUUUAGUCAGCCACCAAUUGUGCAAGUUCUCCCACUUAAAAAGAUGAGAGGCCUGUAAUUUUCAUCAUAGGUACACUUCAACUAUGACAGACAA
Molecule: messenger RNA, 3497 nt
Organism: Oncorhynchus mykiss (rainbow trout)
Lineage: Eukaryota; Metazoa; Chordata; Actinopteri; Salmoniformes; Salmonidae
Source: RefSeq, a predicted model, not a curated record